UGCAGAGUCAAUCCCAGAUGUUACGAAGUCAGAUCCUUACUACACGAACACUAAAUACUUCUGGUCAUUUGAUGGACCACAACUCGAUAGGAACUUCACAGUCAGAAAAGUCUGGGGUAUGCUUGACGGAGCGAUUAAACUAUCAAAUCGAAAUACUAGUUCAGCACCACGGGUAGAUCUUGGAGCCGUCAAUUACUCGUGUAUUUCUGAACCUUUUCAAUGCGAGCACGGGUUCACCCUGUCCUUUUGGAUGCGAAUGAAUGAAUCAGAAACAAACAUAGUUCUUUUAAAUGCUGCUCAAGAGGACGCAGCUAGGGGAGUAAACGUCAAAUUGCACGAACGGAAAUUUCGUUUCUCUACAACUGGUUAUCAAUGGAAAGAGUAUUUUCCAAGGACCGUCGAAAGGUUCUUAGAUACAACAUGGAAUUUCAAGACGUGGACACACGUGGCUUUACUGUGGAAUGCCAGAAAGAAAGAGUCAAAAAUUUCUUUCAAUUGUUCAGAGGCCGAUUAUAUUUCGGGAGGCAUCUCUCUUGAUCGUACCGCGCAUGCGUUUGGCCCAUCGCAGCGAUUGAUCGUGGGCGCUGAUAAUGAGUUAGAUAAAGGUGGCGAGGUUGAGAUCGAUGAGUUAGCGAUAUGGGAUAGCGUACUCACGGAGGAAGAGAUUUGUUAUGUGUUUAAUGCAAGACGAGUCCAUGGUAGAUACAGUCCUUGGUCAGAAUUCACGGCGUGUUCAAAAACGUGCGGCCUAGGACUUCAUUCAAGACACAGGAGUUGCACAGACCCAAGACCAGCUCAUGGAGGAAAGAACUGCAGCGAGCAUGAACCAACCUCAGAGACGACAUCUUGCAUGGAUAGAAAGUGUCCAAUAAACGGUGGUUACUCUCAAUGGAGUGAAUUCAGCGCCUGUAGCCAGACAUGCGGAGGGGGGUACUCAACCCGCAUACGAACAUGCACCCAGCCCGAGCCGAAAUAUGGAGGGAAAAAUUGUUCGGGUUUCGGGUCGGCUAGAGAAAUUCGGGUGUGCAACCUGAAUCCGUGUCCAAUCCACGGAAAUUACUCGGCCUGGGGGAAUUUUAGUGAAUGCACUAAGAGUUGUGAAAAUGGCACGAAAUACAGAAAUCGAAGUUGUGACAAUCCUAGGCCAGAACAUGGUGGACGAAAUUGCUCGGAAAUCGGACCGUCUUUCGAAAAGAUGGGCUGUAAUGAAUUUCCGUGUCCAGUUCAUGGGGGUUACUCCGCCUGGUCGAACUUCUCAGAGUGUAGUAAAUCAUGUGCUGGGGGUAGGAAGACCAGGGUGCGCACUUGCACUGAUCCAGCCCCGCAACACGGAGGAAACGACUGCAAUGAUUUUGGCGCAAGCAGCGAAACAAUAAGAUGUAACACACACUUUUGUCCUGUUCACGGGGGUUUCUCUCAGUGGAGCGAGUUCAGUUUUUGCACAAAAAGUUGUGGAAAUGGAAGUAUGGUUAGAGGUAGAACCUGUGAUAAUCCUCCCCCACAAUACGGGGGGAAGAAUUGCUCGGGUCUUGGACCCGCUACAGAGGUCAGAAGUUGUAAUUCAUUUCCAUGUCCAAUUCACGGUGGAUAUACCAGUUGGUCGAACUUUUCCGUCUGUACUUUAUCCUGCGGCGGUGGGCAACAGACACGAGUGCGCUCCUGUACUAACCCCACUCCACAAUACGGGGGAAGAAACUGUUCUCAUUUAGGAUCAAGCAGUGAGACCAUACCAUGCAACACGCACCAUUGCCCAAUACACGGAGGGUAUACAGAAUGGACCGACUUCACACCUUGUACCAAAAGUUGCGCUAAAGGCGGUCAAUUUAGAAAUCGAUCGUGCACGAACCCUAAACCAAUGUACGGUGGCUUUGAUUGUUCAAGACUCGGGCCUGAUCACGAGGCUCGCACGUGUAACGAUUUUCCUUGUCCCAUAGACGGCGCCUGGGGCGAAUGGAGUGGGUAUUCAGGAUGUACUCGCACCUGCGCAGGAGGGAGACGCUUUCGGAUUAGAGAAUGCGAUAGCCCGACGCCGAAACAUGGCGGAAAGACCUGCGAGGAAAUCUCGGGUGAAUCAGGGUGGUAUUGGGGUAUAUGUGGAACCAGGCCGUGUCCUGUAGACGGUGGGUACACAAUAUGGGGAAAUUAUAGCACUUGCACCAAGUCUUGUGGAAACGGCACAAAAUAUCGAAUUAGGAAUUGUUCCAAUCCUUCGCCCGCUCACGGUGGACGAGAUUGCAAGAGACUAGGGCCUAGUUUCCAGGAGGUCUUCUGUAACACACACCCGUGCCCAGUUCACGGAAACUACACGGCCUGGUCUGAGUUCACAGCUUGCUCGAAGACUUGUGGUGACGGUACUCAAAUACGGUAUCGUAGUUGCAGCAACCCAACACCAAUGCAUAAUGGAAAGAAUUGCGAUCAUUUUGGUCCGUCGAAUGAGACACGAUCUUGUUUCUUACGAGAGUGUCCAAUAGAUGGAAUGUACGGACCUUGGACGAGAUUUUCAACCUGCAGCACAACUUGUGGCGAGGAUGGUUAUCAAAUAAGAACUCGUGAAUGUGACAGUCCGGCCCCUAGAUUCGGCGGGCGUUCUUGCAACAGACUAGGAGCAGGGAGGCAAAUCCGGGCCUGUAAUAUUUUUCCGUGUCCCAUAGACGGAGGGUGGGGCACAUGGACCGAGUUUUCGGGCUGUUCGAAAACUUGUGAGUGUGGUGAGCGGGUUAGGACCCGGGCCUGUGAUAACCCACCUCCCCAGUAUGGUGGAAGAGAAUGCACAGCUGUGUCUGGGGAGUUGGGUGUCCACGCCGAGGAAUGCAAUCCACAAAGAUGUCCAGGAAUGAUAUAUAUCAUGACGACAUCAUAA
Dendronephthya gigantea is the source of this 2860-nucleotide messenger RNA. RefSeq names its product A disintegrin and metalloproteinase with thrombospondin motifs adt-1-like. The transcript is spliced from 4 exons. NCBI's taxonomy places the organism in Eukaryota, Metazoa, Cnidaria, Anthozoa, Malacalcyonacea, Nephtheidae. The coding region runs from base 119 to 2860 and encodes 913 amino acids. The record is from RefSeq and is a predicted model, not a curated record.